Molecule: messenger RNA, 544 nt
Organism: Aspergillus alliaceus
Lineage: Eukaryota; Fungi; Ascomycota; Eurotiomycetes; Eurotiales; Aspergillaceae
Exons: 1
Coding region: 148-456 (102 amino acids)
Source: RefSeq, a predicted model, not a curated record
UUAACACUGGGGAAUCCACAUCGCUCAACCGUGCUGAUCGCUUCCGAAAUGAUCGACCCAGAGAUCCCCAUGUGGGAUCCGAUUGGAUAUACCGGCGGGACCGUGAUGAACUGCUAAAGCUGCGAAGGAUGAAACGCAAUCCUGCAUAUGUAUUUAAUGUCAAGAAGUGAAACAUAUCCCGCGCUGGAGGUCGUUGAAUUGCCUUGGCUAGCCGGAAAAAAAGAAUUCCAGGAUCGCUGCUGGUACCUGGGAUAUGGUGGCCGUUCACAUCAUUUGGAUACAGAUCAUACUAUCAGGAGGUUUGCCGAGCCAUUGAUCGCAGUCAUGGCAGCUGCAUGGGGAAUCUUCGGAUGUUUCGCCGGGGACCAAGAGAUGCAGAUUACCAUGACAGGAGUCUCGGGAUUGACACUGUCCUCAUAUACUCCGCCAUGGAAGCCUCCUUAUGGUCGUUCAUAAGUACUACUGUGGUUCGCACACAUUAAGAAUCCGACACUAGGAUUUGCAGACCCUUAAAGCACCAACUAAAGACACCUACCAUUUCUGA